Molecule: messenger RNA, 2786 nt
Organism: Plutella xylostella (diamondback moth)
Lineage: Eukaryota; Metazoa; Arthropoda; Insecta; Lepidoptera; Plutellidae
Source: RefSeq, a predicted model, not a curated record
GCUAGUCAGCUGAAAUUGACAUUUGAUGGGGUGUUUGACAUGUUUUGUGUUUUUGUAUCUCUCUAUUUACAUUUUGAAACAUUAUUUAACCGAGAAAGAAAAGAUCUGCGUAGCUCCGAUUUAAUUUAAGACACAAAAGACAAUGUAUUUAAUUUAUUUGCUUAGUUUUUUUGUCAAAAUAGUCAUAUGUUUCGAACAAAACGUAUCCCACGUCCCGGCAGUUAGUGGAUACAAUAGAAACUUUAUUUAUAAUUUGUACAAAUACAAUGAGACCUACAGUGUGAUAGUGAACAGUACAACUCAACAAAUAUUAGACUUUUAUGAGGACUCGGAGGAGUGGUGCGGGUUCCCGACGCGCGUGUUCGUCUCCACGACGGAUGCUGUAAAUGGAAGCUUCCCACUCUUCAUCACAGCCACGCAACAGAAAGGCGUGUCGUCAUGGGAGCUCCCUCUGGUGGUGCACGCCGGGAGAGACAUCGUGUUCAGCAGCACGGAGCGCACGCUGUGUCCGCACGACGCCGGGCCCAAUAUUACAUCCGUGAACCGGCCGCUCAUCGAGGUGACGACGUCAAGUGCAAGCAACGUGUCGGUGGACAUCAAGCUCAGCCGCGUCACCGACUUCUAUGUUGAAGUGGAUAAGGAGGUGUACCUGAACUCGACCCCGUCCACGCCCAAGUACUACUACUUCUCGUUCGACAGCCCGCCCGCGAAUGCCAGCCGGCUGGGGAAGUUCAUACCCAGCUUCAACUACACGGUGCCUAAAAGCGUUAUUCUGAUGGUGGAGUCCGACGAAGACGUGUGCGCCGCCGUGUCCGUGCAGAACAACUCCUGUCCAGUAUUCGACAACGAGCGCGACAUGCUGUACCAGGGCUACCACCUCACCAUGAGCCGGCAGGGCGGCAUCACGCUCACUCAAUCCAUGUUCCCCACCGGCUUCUACAUCGUGUUCAUAGUGAAGGAGACGGACGCGGAGUGCACGGGGGAGGGGGCGGGGGCGCCGCCGCGGGGGGUGGGGGCGGAGGCACGGAGGAAGGGCUUCCGAUUCCGCGUCGUAGCAACCAUAUCCAACACAGAAUUCCGCGUCGUGGCCACAAUAUCCUACACAGAGUACGUGACGGCUGCUCUGACGGCGCUGGCGCUGGUGCUGACGUUCUACCUGACCCUUAAUAAUAUUAUAUUCCACAGAUUCCGCGUCGUGGCCACAAUAUCCUACACAGAGUACGUGACGGCUGCUCUGACGGCGCUGGCGCUGGUGCUGACGUUCUACCUGCUGGCCGCCGCGCUGCUGCACUGCCGCUGCGUGUGGAAAGAGGAGGUGACAAUCUUAGAAGUGGAGGAUGCUGCGGGCCCUAGCGGCUCAGGGGCAGGAGCGGUGCCAAGUGGCACGGGGGAUGAACCAGAGGCGCCUCUGAUCAACACCACUUUGGAAGCGUCAGCGGAGGCGUCGGACUCGGAGUCGGAGUGCGCGCCGGCGCCGCGCCCGCCGCUCACACUCGCCGAGCUGUGCCGGUCGAGGCCGCGCGCGCAGGCCACCAGGACUGACAGGUACUUCUGGAGCGCGCUGACGGUGGCGGUGGUGUACGCGCUGCCCGUCGUGCAACUACUCGUCACCUACCAGGAUAUGGUGUUCGCGACAGGCGCACAGGACCUGUGCUACUACAACUUCCUGUGCGCGCACCCGCUGGCCUCGCUGUCGGACUUCAACCACGUGUUCUCAAACAUCGGCUACGUGGUGCUGGGCGCGCUGUUCAUGGUCACCGUGAGGCACCGGCAGAGGACUUUCAAGCAGGAGCCGAACCGCGGCAUCCCGCAGCACUGGGGGCUCAGCUACUCGCUGGGGCUGGCGCUGGCGAUGGAGGGCGCUCUGUCCGCGUGCUACCACCUGUGCCCCAACAAGAUGAACUUCCAGUUCGACUCAUCGUUCAUGUACGUGAUAGCGGUGCUCUGCAUGGUGAAGCUGUACCAGUCCCGCCAUCCCGAUGUGAAUGCUCGAGCUCACACCACGUUCCUGCUACUGGCUGCUAUUAUGGCUAUAGGAGUAUACGGCAUCAAGUACCCUUCGGUGUGGUUCUGGGCUUUGUUCACGUCGCUGCACCUCGCCGCCUGUUUCUACCUCACUGUCAGCAUCUACUACUUCGGGAGGUUGCGGCUUGAUAAGUCAACAUUCUCAUCUGCGUACGCGCACGUGCGUUCAUCUCGACUACGCGCGCUAGUUCCACAACACACCGCCAGGGCAGCGCUGCUCGCCAUAGCCAAUGUGGCCAACUGGGCGCUCGCUACUUAUGGCCUCAUCCAGCACAACAAGGACUUCGCGCGCCACCUCCUCGCGGUACUCAUGGGCAACGCCAUCCUGUACUCGCUGUUCUACCUGGUGAUGAAGCUGCUGCACGGCGAGCGAGUGCGAUUGUACUCGUGGCUGUAUCUCGUACUCGCCACCGCGGCGUGGGGCGUGGCGCUCGCGCUGUUCCUCAACUCCACUACUAAGUGGUCGCAAACCCCGGCGCAGUCCCGUCGCCACAACUCGGUCUGCACGGCGAUGCAGUUCUUCGACCGGCACGACCUCUGGCACCUCUCCUCCGCCGCCGCGCUGUUCCUCUCCUUCUGUCUGCUGCUGACCGUGGACGACGCACUGCACGACACGCCCAGAGACAAGAUACACGUGUUCUAGAGUACACUGACGUUUUGGGAAGGUUGUUUUGAGUAGUCUGCCAAUGUGAAGCUGGCUAAGCGCGGUAGGUAUAUUUAAAUGAGGUUUAGGUUGGUAACACAGUAAGGAUGGAUACUGU